Molecule: messenger RNA, 3067 nt
Organism: Amphibalanus amphitrite
Lineage: Eukaryota; Metazoa; Arthropoda; Thecostraca; Balanomorpha; Balanidae
Product: trace amine-associated receptor 13c-like
Exons: 3
Coding region: 487-1551 (354 amino acids)
Biological process (GO): G protein-coupled receptor signaling pathway
Cellular component (GO): membrane
Molecular function (GO): G protein-coupled receptor activity
Source: RefSeq, a predicted model, not a curated record
GCACCGGCGGCCGCAGUCUCGGCGGCCGGAGCGCCGUGGACUGUGGAACGCCCUGGUGUGAAACGGACACAGGGGGAGCAGUGCUGACUGGAUUGAUUGGGAGAGGGUUCUAUGGUUCGAGUUUCAGCGGUGUUGAAUUUCAGCUUGGACUUAAAGCUGGCUUUAAAUGGCUUUAUGAUUAAAACGGUUCUGAUCAAGUCAGUGUAAACCAGGUGCUUGAAGAAAACGGGCAAUAGAUAACAUCACCAUAACGUUUCAUAAAUGUCAUUCGUGACGAAGGCGUGGUAGCGCGCAAGUUAUCACGCUCGAUUAUCAGACCAUGGCGCCGCUUAGAAAGUGCUGGACUUGAGGUCCAUCAGUGACAGCUCUCCGAGGAGCACCCCCUCUCUGGCACAAUGGAACCUGCAUAUCGUCGAUAGGACACACGCUAUGUGAUCAGGCGCCGCACCGAGCCGCUCCACCGACGACAGUCAGCACCGGUGACCGAUGGCGAUCGCCGGGGGAGUGCCGGAGGCGGCCGCCCGCGCCCGAGAGGCCCGGCCCCAGUCCGACCUGGAGGCGUGGCGCAGCCUGCUCAGCAUCUUCUCCAACUACUCCUCCGUGCUGGACGAAUGGGUGGAGAAGAUGCUGGAGGAAGCAAAACGACACGAGCAGAACGGCGAGCCCGAGCUGUGGAUCAUGAACAAGCCGGCGCAGUCGCUCUGCAUCUGCGUCAUCAUCACAGCGGCCGUCAUCCUCAACAUCUGCGUCAUCCAGAACAUCUACCACAACGACCUGAAGCUGAAAACCGUCCACUUCCUCCUCAUCAAAAACCUGUGCAUCGUAGACUUGAUCGGGGCGCUGUGCGUGCUGCCCGUGCCGCUGAUCACCACGAUGCAGGGCGAAUGGACCUUCGGCGAGGUCAUCUGCAGCCUCAACAGCAUCAUCAACGUGCUGCUCUGGCUGCAGCACAUCAUCAUGUUCAUCAUGCUGAAGAUCGACCGCGUGCUGGCGUCGUGUCUGCCCAUCGGAAAGUAUCCCCUGUUCCCUAUCCGAUUCAUCAGUUUCGUGGUGAUGCUCUCUUGGCUCUUCUCUUUCAGCGUGGCCGUGUUUGUCACCACCAACUACGACGCCCUCUUCGAGCCAGCCAUCAUCCUCUGUAUCCCCGACCUGCCGUCGGUGUUUUUCAUCUUCAUCCUCGUCAUCUACUGCCUCGCACUCUUUACCAUCAUCGUCGGCUACGUGCUGGUGGCCAUCUUUUUGCGUCGCAAACAGGUGGCCGCUUCCCACAACCCUGCCAGUGUGCACAUCCUCGACUACCGCGGUCUGGAGCGCACUGCCAUGGCCUCGUUUCUCGUCACGCUCAGUCACUUGGUGCUUUACAUCCCGACCCUGCUGGUGAUCGGCCUUCACGGCUGGAUCCUGCCUCCGAUCGGCAUCCUCAUCUGCGACAUGAUCGUCUACUCCGAGUUCUUCAUCCACCCGGUCAUCCUGCUGGCCACGUCGACUCGGAUGCGCAAAGAGGUGCGCAGCACACUACGCCGUCUCCGCCAGUCUUUUUCGCGUCGGUAGCGGAGGCUGCUAGAAAAAUAGCCGACAUCCGAGCACGGCCGUUCGCACAGCUGGUGGAAGUGACAUCCGCCGCGAGACAGCUAACGAGGUGAAAGCGUUAGCUGUCAGCUGGAUGUCUGCGGGCACUGGGGUGUACUGUGCGACUUCCUACACUAGACUCGUGUGUGUGGGACGUGCGUCUGCCGCCAUGUCGCGAACUCUGAGAUAUCGGCACAGCAGCGGCAGUCGUGUACUUAUACCGUGGUGUGAAGUAGUGACAGGAACUUGUCUCAAUGAACAGACUCAGUGACGAACUUUGUGAGGUGCUCAAUGGGAGCUGCGUGGUGGAGCCGUGCGCCGCGGCGCGGUGGGCUGUUGAAUCGUUGACGUUACAGUGUUGUGUGAGUGGCGAGCUACAGGAACGCACACAGUGCUCCACCUCGCGGACAGCACAGGGCACGAGCACGCUUUCCAUGGCCUUGAAGUUUCUGACUAUACAUAUUUACGUAAUGUUGAGCUGUCCUAAGACAUGUUCCAAUAUUUGCGCAGUUAAUACGCCCGUUCUUCAACAAUGCCAUGCUUUUAGUAGUAAUCCCAUCCAGACCCGUUUAUUUUUCUUGUCCCGUUUUAAAAGCCCUCCCCAGAUAUCCAUUUUAGGCCACCGCUUGACGCUCUAUUUCCCAUGUUUUUAAUCUGCAACCGACUUACGGAAAGGCGACACCGCACUUUGGUAUUUGCCAUUUAUCAACAGCUGGAGACACGCCAUUUCUUCGAUGGCUGACACUUGACAGUGUUUCUGAACUUACCGACUAUAUCGGGACAUUUCUUGCCGCCUGAUCUCUUAGCAGAGCGUGCCACCUGUUCAUAUGUGAAUCAUAGUUAUACAUGUUUGAAUGCGAUUAUUAGAUGCUGUUACAAUGCCGUUGCGCUGUCCUGUCAGUAUUAAACGUUGCAGGGAAUGUUGCUGGUUCUCCAAUUACGUGCUAUCGAUCAACUGCUCCUGAAUCUCGCCAAAAACACAUUGCACGGUGCUCAGCCUCAUCACUAGCAUUGAACGAAUGAAAAAAAAUAUAGAUAAAACAGCAAACUUUGUACGCAAGGAGUGACACAAUAUGGAGCUGUUUUUCAUUACAAGAACGCACAAACAUUCAAUCCAGAGUUAUCCCAGCACAAAAUACAAUGGGUUACUUCUCAUAUGUAAUGAAUGGCUUUCUGUUAACGUAACAUGGAGUGUUAUCUAAUGUAGGUAUACUCAAUGCCUAACUAAUAAAGGAUAAACAGAUGUCAAUGUGAUGCUCUCGCUCCACUGAGCUCAAUGUGCCGAUCACAAGUUAUUUUUCACACGUUAGUGGGCAGGUACUAAAUGACUUUUAUCGUCAAAUUUCCAUGACGCUGCGUGCAAUCCUUGAGAGUGGGUUACAAUGUGAACUAUGUGACUGACGGUAAACCACUAACCAGCUCAAUGUUCAUGUGAUUGGUCUCCGUUUCCAUAUACGACCCCUCUGCCUCCUAUUAUUCCGCCGCUAUUGACCGGUGG